Messenger RNA from Vicia faba (fava bean), 354 nucleotides. The record is from the annotation of a GenBank genome assembly. Lineage: Eukaryota; Viridiplantae; Streptophyta; Magnoliopsida; Fabales; Fabaceae.
AUGAGUGGAAAAGAAUUCGAAAAAGAUGAACAAGAAUUUGAUGAGAAAGAAGAAGAAGAAAAAGCAAUAGCAAUGUGGGAUUGUGGAAGUCCUUUAUAUGAUUCACAUGAAUUGGUCUCUCUUGAUCAUCAUAUCAACAUGAAUCUAAUGUCGUUUCCAUCUCACCAUGGAUCAAUGAUGAAACAUACAAGACUUGUGCACAAUUAUGAGGAUAAGAUCCAUGGGAAGGGAAAUAAUGUUGGAUCACUAGGGAAAACUAAAGAGUUUAUUUGGUUCACAAGCUUUAAGAAAUUUUUAGUGAAGAUAAUGAAGAAAAGGAUUGUGAAGAAAGGAGAAAGAAGAACAAGAAAAUGA